This is a messenger RNA of Myotis lucifugus (little brown bat), 1953 nucleotides long. It is a transcript of the gene PREP, whose product is annotated as prolyl endopeptidase. Gene Ontology annotation, molecular function: serine-type endopeptidase activity; oligopeptidase activity. Lineage: Eukaryota; Metazoa; Chordata; Mammalia; Chiroptera; Vespertilionidae. The transcript is spliced from 10 exons. The record is from RefSeq and is a predicted model, not a curated record. The coding region runs from base 1 to 1482 and encodes 493 amino acids. Gene Ontology annotation, biological process: proteolysis. Gene Ontology annotation, cellular component: cytosol.
AUGGAAGUACUCUCACAGAAAAUACAUUCUAAUCAGCCUCCUGCAUUGCUUUUAUUGUCUUCCCAGUUGUCUGACGAUGGUCGCUAUGUCUUGUUAUCAAUAAGGGAGGGGUGUGACCCAGUGAACCGGCUCUGGUACUGUGACCUGCAGCAGGAAUCCAAUGGCAUCACUGGAAUCCUGAAGUGGGUGAAACUGAUCGACAACUUUGAAGGAGAAUAUGACUACGUGACGAACGAGGGGACAGUGUUCACGUUCAAGACCAAUCGCCAUUCUCCCAACUAUCGCCUCAUCAACAUCGACUUCACGGAUCCCGAGGAGUCGAAGUGGAAGGUGCUGGUUCCUGAGCACGAGAAGGAUGUCUUGGAAUGGGUAGCCUGCGUCAGGGCUAACUUUCUGGUGUUGUGCUACCUCCACGACGUGAAGAACACGCUGCAGCUCCACGACCUGGCCACGGGCGCCCUCCUGAAGACCUUCCCGUUGGAGGUGGGCAGCAUCGUGGGCUACAGCGGGCAGAAGAAGGACACCGAGAUCUUUUACCAGUUCACUUCCUUCCUGUCUCCAGGCAUCAUUUAUCACUGUGAUCUCACCAAAGAGGAGCUGGAGCCAAGAGUCUUCCGAGAGGUGACUGUGAAAGGAAUCGAUGCUUCCGAUUACCAGACCGUCCAGAUUUUCUACCCUAGCAAGGAUGGUACCAAGAUUCCAAUGUUCAUCGUGCAUAAAAAAGGCAUAAAAUUGGAUGGCUCUCAUCCUGCCUUCUUAUAUGGCUACGGCGGCUUCAACAUCUCGAUCACACCCAACUACAGUGUGUCCAGGCUUAUCUUUGUGAGACACAUGGGUGGCAUCCUCGCAGUGGCCAACAUCCGAGGAGGCGGUGAAUACGGAGAGACGUGGCAUAAAGGUGGUAUCUUGGCCAACAAACAAAACUGCUUCGAUGACUUUCAGUGUGCUGCUGAGUAUCUUAUAAAGGAAGGUUACACGUCUCCCAAGAGGCUGACAAUUAAUGGAGGUUCAAAUGGAGGCCUCCUAGUGGCUGCUUGUGCAAAUCAGCGGCCUGACCUCUUUGGUUGUGUUAUCGCCCAAGUUGGAGUAAUGGACAUGCUGAAAUUCCAUAAAUACACCAUCGGCCAUGCCUGGACCACUGAUUAUGGGUGCUCAGACAGCAAACACCACUUUGAAUGGCUUAUCAAGUAUUCUCCAUUACAUAACGUGAAGUUACCAGAGGCUGACGGAAUCCAGUACCCGUCCAUGCUUCUCCUCACCGCCGACCACGAUGACCGUGUGGUCCCGCUUCACUCCCUCAAGUUCAUUGCCACCCUCCAGUACAUCGUGGGCCGCAGCCGGAAGCAAAGCAACCCCCUGCUUAUCCACGUGGACACGAAGGCGGGCCACGGGGCUGGGAAGCCCACAGCCAAAGUGAUAGAAGAAGUCUCAGAUAUGUUUGCAUUUAUAGCGCGGUGCCUGAACAUCGACUGGAUUCCGUAACGGAACUGCCCGCGCCCUCCUGACAGCCACACAAAACCUCAAGGGCUUUCCCACCGUUAAACCCGAGAAACCACUGGGCGUGCUGCUUCCCCACGUGAACACGGUUCCUGCACUCACAGACUGCCGUUGAGCAGAACUGCUGCGGGAAUCAUUUUAUCUUUUCUAGCCUCCUCCUUUUUAGCAAGCCCUUGGCGUUUUUUGUGUUUGUUUUCUCUCCUCCACCCUGUGCAGGCACAUGUUUAAAAAAACAAAACAAAAAAACAGGCAUGUUUGGGUAAAUAAGGAAGUGGCAGUCAACACAUUGUGAAUAUUAGAUUGCUGAAUUAAGAGUCAUAGUUGGGCAUCCUUCGUAUAUAGCACCUCAUGGAAUUUGCUUCUAUAAUCAUAACCAGUAUAUCUCUACAUAAAUGUGAGACCUGUUCUCAUGAAAGACUUCUUUGCAACAACAAUAAAUGUUAUUUAAGAACGGGA